CGCACCCUUAUCACCGACCCUUCAAACAACAAUGACUGAAUCAUAUAAGGUCAUGAAGUCACCAGGACGUUGAUCUUCACUCUUUAUACACGCCUCAACAUGUCAGACAUCGAGAAACACUCAGCGCAUGCCUCAUUGGCCGCACCAGAACCCCACACAGGCUCCGGCCUCUCGCGCUUCGCCUACCGCACCCCCCUCGUUCAGAUCAUUCUCGUGGGGUUCGUAUGCUUCCUCUGUCCGGGGAUGUUCAACGCCCUCUCCGGUACCGGAGGUGGCGGACAACUCGACGCGACGGCCGCCGACAACGGUAAUGUCGCACUCUACACCACCUUUGCCGUCGUCGGAUUCUGCGCUGGCGCAAUUUGCAAUUACCUCGGUAUUCGGUAUACACUCAUGAUCUCUGGGUUCGGGUACGCGCUCUACGCCGGAUCUCUACUCUGCUACAACCAUACGCAAAGCGACGCUUUCGUGAUCGCAGCGGGUGCGAUCCUCGGCGUGUGUGCUGCAUGUCUCUGGACGGCCCAAGGCGCAAUCAUGAUGUCCUACCCAAUCGAAAGCCAUAAAGGCCGGUACAUCUCUAUUUUCUGGGCAAUCUUCAAUACGGGCGCUGUGAUUGGCGCAAUCAUCCCCGUCGCCGAGAACUGGAAUAACGAUACAGGCACAGUCGGUGACGGGACCUACAUCGCCUUCAUGAUCCUCAUGAUCGUCGGUGCAGGACUUGCUGCGACCCUCGCAAAGCCUGAGACCGUUAUCCGCCCCGAUGGCUCCCACGUCGCGAUCCCCCGUCAAACCACACCGAUGCAAGAGAUUAAGGGUCUCCUCAUGUGUUUGAAGACGGAUACCUAUAUUGUGGCCCUCUUCCCCCUCUUCUUCGCUUCGAACUGGUUCUACACAUACCAAUUCAACGACUACAACGGAUACUUCUUCAACAUCCGUACACGAUCCCUCAACUCGCUCAUGUACUGGCUCAUGCAAAUCGUCGGCGCGGGCUUCUUUGGUUAUUUCCUCGAUAUGCACCAAUUCUCGCGUCGGACGCGCGCGAUCAGCGGUUGGAUUCUCGUUUUCGUGUUGGUGAAUGUGAUUUGGGGAGGGGGUUUAGCGAUGCUCUUUCAAACCCACCGCGGGGAACCCACGAAAUUCCACCCAGAUGGCGGACCACACGGGAAAGGCAUGGACGUCUCGGACGGAGGGUAUGCCGGUCGUUUGUGGUUGUACAUGUUCUACGGCUUCCUCGACGCAAUCUGGCAAACGUACGCUUACUGGCUCAUGGGCGCCCUCUCCAACGAUCCCCGAAAACUAGCCUACUUUGCGGGUUUCUACAAGGGUAUCCAAUCUGCCGGGGCCGCGAUUAUUUGGCGUAUCGAUGCCUUGAAGAAACCGUUUGAUGCUAUUUUUGGGAGUUCGUGGGGGUUGUGUGGGGUUGCUUUGGUGUGUGCGUUGCCGGUUAUUUUGAUGAAGGUUGGGAAUCAUUCGGUGGAUGGGGUUGGGGAGAAGGGGGUUGGCGGAUUAGGGCCGCAGGGGGUGUUGGGAGGGGUUAUUGAUGAGCAGAAGGUGGGAGAGCCUAGGGUUACUGCUGAGAGGGUUUCGUCUACAUGAUAUAGUCGUGCUGUUGGAUGGGGGGUUUCGGAAGCGGGAUGGUCGGGAUGGAUUAGCCGGGAGUGUAUGGCGUCUCGGUUAGCUAUAGGUUUGCAUUGGGUCGUUACCCGUACUCUUGUCUUUUCCCUUCCAUAUAAUAAUAUCACGAUAUAACAUGCUA
Messenger RNA from Saitoella complicata NRRL Y-17804, 1756 nucleotides. RefSeq names its product MFS general substrate transporter. NCBI's taxonomy places the organism in Eukaryota, Fungi, Ascomycota, Saitoellomycetes, Saitoellales, Saitoellaceae. The coding region runs from base 100 to 1596 and encodes 498 amino acids. The transcript has a single exon. The record is from RefSeq and is a predicted model, not a curated record.